Molecule: messenger RNA, 1812 nt
Organism: Meloidogyne enterolobii
Lineage: Eukaryota; Metazoa; Nematoda; Chromadorea; Rhabditida; Meloidogynidae
Source: the annotation of a GenBank genome assembly
AUGAGGAAUCCUUGUGAACGUGCACAAAAUAAAUUUUUAAUUAUUGAAUUGUGUGAGAUUAUACAGCUCAAUUCUUUUGAAAUUGCCAAUUUUGAAUUAUUCUCUUCAAAUCCAAAAGAUUUCCGUUUAUGGGGAAGUGAAAGAUAUCCGACACAAGAAUGGAUUUUAAUUGGGGAUUUUGAGGCACAAAAUAUUAGAAAGUUGCAGUCUUUUGAUGUUAAACAACAAAAUACUUUGUAUAUUAGAUUUGUUAAGUUAGAAUUAUUAACACAUUAUGGAAAUGAACAUUUUUGUACUUUAAGUACAUUUGUAGUCUAUGGAACUUCAAUAAUUGAAGAAUAUGAAGCUGAAGUUGCUAGUAGUAGCACAAUACAGCAACAACAAUUUACUCCACAAAUCGAUGAAAAUUUAAAUAAAAAGGAGGAAAUAAAUAGUUCAAAUGUUACUACAAUUAAUGAAACAAUAAAAGAAUGUAGCAAGAUACAAGAAGAAAAUGAGCAAAAAAUAAUACCCAAAAAUGGCCUUAAAAAGGAGGAAGAAAGCAAUUUUACAGCAAAAAAUGUUACAAACGAAGCGAAUAAGGAAGAAAAAUUGGAAAAAGAAGAAGCGACGGGAGGUGGAAAUAUGUUAAAAACAAUUGUAGAACAAUUAGGAUCAAAUAUUAAAAAUGUAAUUGGACAAGCAUUUUCUAAAAAUAAUAAUGGAAAUGAGGAAGAGGAGAAGAAUAAAAAGGAUGUUUUUAAUAGAAGAAAAAAUGUUUUGAGGUAUACCUUCACUUCUUGCCAACAAUGCUUUUCAACAAAACAUGCUUCAACCUUAAAUUAUUUAACUCUAUUUUGUUGGGCAUUUUUUCCAAAUAUUUAUAGAAUUAUAAAACAUAAACAACAAUAUUUGUUUGAUUCAACAAAAAAAUUUAUUGGGGCAAAUAAAUUUCAAAAUUAUUUUCUUGACAAAGUUUUGCGUCGUCAAACAUCGUCUUUUUGCCCUCUGCCUUCUUUGCCUUUAACUUGCAGCAACAGAAAAAGUGAAACAAACAAUGUUGGGCAGCAAAAACAACAACAAAACAAACAACAAUUAAAUUCUAAUGUUGUGGAGAAUGUUGUUGAGAAUGUUGGAAAUGUUAAAUUGCAACAACAACAACAACAACAAAAAGUCACGCCCACUCUUGUUGAUGAGAAAGUCAGUCGACCAUUGCCUGGAACUAGCACCAACAGCAAAGAAUCAAUAUUUAUGAAAUUAAAUAAGCGAAUAUCACUUCUAGAACAAAAUUUUUCUAUAACUACUGAACAUUUAACUGAGCUAAAUAAAAAGGCGACGAAAACUGAUGAAUUUGUAGCAAAACAAGAGAAAAUAACUAGAACAACAGCUGAAACUGUUGCUAAACAUGAACAAAAGAUUAAUGAACUUCAAAAAGAAUUGCGUCGUCUUUCCCAGCAACUUCAAGCUGUCGCUACCUCAAUUCAGCCUACUACAAUUAGACCCGAUGGAAAUGGGUUUUAUCCACCUCCCCCUUUAUCACAUUAUCAACGCUAUAUGAACAAUGAAAAACAACAAAAUCAAUGCAAUGGGAAAACCUGUAUGAGUGAUUUUAGAAGAAGUUCUUCUUAUAUUUCUCCUUCAACAUAUUAUUCUCAAUUACGUAAUGCUAUUGGUUAUGGAAGGGACGAGGAUGUUAAUGUGAGGCAAGAAGGGUUGUGGACGACAAAUGAAGUAAUCGUCUUAGUUAUUAUUGUUCAGAUUUCCAGUCUAAUUUUGUUAAAAAUAAUUCAUUCAAUAAUUAAUUGUUUAAACAACAUUAGAAGACACCGGUAA